CUGCCUUUUUGACAGGUUUUUAUACUAGUGAAAGUUAUUUUUCGAAAUUGAAAAUGUGGUGAACUCAAUGGGACACUGCUUAUCAAGGUUCAGACUGCUCAUUUCGUAUUUCAAAUUUCCAAAUUUUGGUUGCUUCAGUGAAACAGAUAUCAUAUCAGAUGAUAGUUUGGAAGCUGUAAGAGAAGUUGUCACUGCUUUAAGGUCAAAUGUCCAGAUCAUAGGCCAAGGAUGGAUAUUCAGAGGCGAAACAGCCCUUCAGAGGGGCAUAGUUCUCGAAAUUGUAUUGGCCAUAGAGAAAGGCAAUUUGAGACAUCUCAGAAAUUUGUUGGAUUCUGGGUGGAGAUUAGAAGCCUCUCAAGCUCUGUACACUUUUUUGACCAGACUGUCACAACCUUUGAUACCACAUUCCAUACAAUCAUUGGUUUUAGAUGAUAACGGACACGUGCCUGUCGAAAUAGUAGCCACAGAUGUUCUAGGCCUGAUGAAACAGGAAUUAUCUGACAGACAUUUCCAGCUAGUUUCAAUCCUCUUAAAUCUUCUGGAUACUGUGAUAAAAGUUUCACCUGCCGAUGAAUUACGAGGGAAUACCUUGCCCAUUUCCAUGUUACCAUUCUUCUUCAACAUACAGAGUCAGCAUAUAAAUGAAUGGAGAAGAAUAGCAACAAUUUUUGUUGAACUUAUAAGACUAGCCAGCCAACGUAUAGAAGCAGGGCAUGCAAGCAAUGUUCGUUUUAGAGGCGACUGCAAUAAUCUAGAGGUAUAUGAAAGAUCUAAUACAAACAGAAUUUUAGAAUAG
This is a messenger RNA of Phaedon cochleariae (mustard beetle), 796 nucleotides long. The record is from the annotation of a GenBank genome assembly. Lineage: Eukaryota; Metazoa; Arthropoda; Insecta; Coleoptera; Chrysomelidae.